CUCCUUCCUUCCUGCAGCUUCGGCCCUUCUCAGCUGAAAAAGGAAGAUGAGAAGCCGCCGCUGCAGCCCCGAACAGAACCGACCCUGAACCGAACCGGACCUCCAGAGGAAUGUCGGCGGAGCGGCUGCUGUCGGAGCGCAGGCCGAGCCCAGCUGCCGAACCCCGGCCCUGAACGCGACGCGACCAGCCUGGAGCAGCGGGCGGGUGGAGCUGCAGCCCCGCCGGGCCGGACCGAACCGAACCGAACCGAGCCGAGGAGAGUUCCUGUCAUCCACCGUCCUGCCUGCCGGCGAUGCAGAGAAACCCGCGGGACUAAAGAGUGGACCGCAUCUGAAACCAGAACCGAACUGAAGCCCGCAUUCAGGUGGCGGCAUGGAGCGCUCCGGCAGCAUCCAGCUGGACAUCCCUGACUUCAGCAACUCCGUCCUGUCUCACCUGAACCAGCUGCGCGUCCAGGGCCGCCUGUGCGACAUCGUGGUCAACGUCCAGGGCCAGAGCUUCCGCGCGCACAAGGUGGUCCUCGCCGCCAGCUCGCCGUACUUCCGCGACCACAUGUCGCUGAGCCAGAUGAGCACCGUGUCGCUGACGGUCAUCCGCAACCCGUCCGUGUUCGAGCAGCUGCUGACCUUCUGCUACACGGGCCGCCUCUGCCUGCAGCUGGCUGACAUCAUCAGCUACCUGACCGCCGCCAGCUUCCUGCAGAUGCAGCACAUCAUCGACCGCUGCACCCAGAUCCUGGAGGGCAUCCACCUGAAGAUCAGCCUGGCCGACGUGGACGAGGCGACGCGUGACGACGACGACGGCGCGCCGCCGCGGGCGGCCCGGCCCGGCAGGACCGUGGAGGCCAUGGUGCGCGGCGGCGGCGGCCAUCACGGCGGGCUGAGGCUGCUGGGCGCCAGGGGCGGCACGGAGGCGUGUGAGGUCAUCAGCCCGGCGGAGGAGCCACUCAGCCCGCCGCCGACUGUGGAGCACAGCGGGCUGGCGGGACCCGGCGCCACCAGCAGCAGAACCAGCAAGGAGCCCAUUCUCCGCAUUAACCGGGCCGGCCAGUGGUACAUGGAGACGGGCAGCGAGCCGGAGAGGACCGACAGCGCCGAGGAGGGCGGCGGCGGCGUGGACCGCAUCAGGAUCAAAACGGAGCGCAUGGAGGACUGGAUCGGAGCCGGAGGGAACCAGGAGGAGGCGGCGGCCGCAGAGGAGGGCGGAGCCACGGUGAUGAUCGACACGUCGGGCCGCAGCACGCUGAUGACGGCGCCGCUGGGCGGGCUGGGAACCCGCAGCGGACAGGCGUCCUCCAGCUUCAGCGAAACGGACCGGUUCAGUCCCACCGGCAGCGUGGUCGUCCUCACCGAGCGCCAGAGAGCGAAGAGCGAGUCUCCGAGUCGAGCCGACGAACUGCGGCAGCCGAGCUCUCAGGGCGAGGAGCACGCGGCGUUCGACAUGGGCGGCUACGAGGAUUACCUGAGGGAGCAGGUGGGCGACCGCUGGUUCCGCUACAACCCGCGGCUCACCUGCAUCUACUGCUGCAAGUCCUUCAACCAGAAGGGAAGCCUGGACCGCCACAUGCGGCUGCACAUGGGCAUCACGCCGUUCGUCUGCCGCAUCUGUGGGAAGAAGUACACCCGCAAGGACCAGCUGGAGUACCACAUCCGCAAGCACACCGGCAACAAGCCCUUCCACUGCCACGUCUGCGGGAAGAGCUUCCCCUUCCAGGCCAUCCUCAACCAACACUUCCGCAAGAACCACCCGGGCUGCGCGCCGCAGGAGGCCCACAGCGCCUCGCCCGAGACCACCACCGCCUCCGUCCCGUCCCGCGGCGGCGGCCCGAGCGACGAGGCCUCGCCCAGCCAGGAGGAACCCGAGGCCGGCGGCGGCAGCAACAGCGGCCAUUACGCAGACGGCCCUCAGACCUCGGUUUCCACCACGGGGCCCGACUGACCCGGGCGGAAACGAGGCGAACGCCGCCGGUCCCGUCUGAAGGCAACGCACACCUCAGAGUCCGAAAUGAGAUUCUUACCGCUUUAAACCGCAUCUACCUUCACUAACCAGACAGAACAGAUUAAGCUAAAGAUGAAGAAUCGCCACACACUCCUACAACCUCACACACACACAACGCUCAGCGGCGCCGCCGUCAACUUUAUUUUGCAGGUUUCUACUUUCUGGAUAUCCGGGUUCACAACGCAGCAUCACAAGUAGCGGUGCACCGAUUACCAAUUACGACCGGUUCUGAUUUUUACGACUGAAUUUUGCUAAAUAUUGCAGAGUUAGCACCAGUGGGUCAAACCUCUCGCACAUCGGAGUAGAAGAGGACAGAAGUUGAUUUUUAGACCUUUUUGGAGGAAAUCGGGCCGAUUUAUCGGUGCACCUCUAAUCCCGACCGUCUGGGGAAACUGGGGGAGAAGGAGGGCUUUGCCAAGAUACUCAGUGCCAGUUUUACGGUUCAAAUCCUUUUUAUUUGCCUUGAGACAAUCCGGAGCAGUCAGGUUAAUAAUAAUAAUAAUCAUUGCGCUCUAAGUGCCACAGCGAUGACGGUUUCAUCUCAGCGCCACUGGAGUUUCUGACGUUGUCACAUUUCAUUUUUUACACUACAAACAAAAAAACUGCAGCUCUAACUUCUCAGUCCUGAAAACAUUUUGCUCCGUUUACAGUUUUAUCCAUUUCGUUUUGUUGCUUACAGGAUGGUGGCUUCAAAUAUCCCAGUUUAGAUUAUUUUGACUUUCGGAUUUACUGUUUAAAUCUUCAUCAUUGAUAAUCAAUAUUUGUGAUGAAAAGAAAUCUUUCAGGUCUAUUGAUGCUGAAUUUGUGGGUUUAAAUGCUACAUCAGUGACAAUAAGACAGAAAAACUAGGGAUACCCGACAUCAGCAGCCGCCGAUAUUUUAUCCGAUAAGUGAAACUGAGGCGAUAUAAAGACACGAUGUUUAUUUCCAUCUUGUUGCUGCUUGGUUCUUGAGGGAGUUAGCUAUGCUAACAAAAGGCUAGUUACGCUAAACCAAAAGCGCUAUAAUAUAUUUAGAAUAUAUAUUAUGUUUAUAUCUUUUCCUGUCCAUCUUAUUAUGUUUCUUUAUGUAUCUUGCUACAAGUUAUUGAGGGAGUGAAGGAAGUGAAACAGUUGCAUAAAUUAUCUUAAUCCACUUCAAAAUAAAAGCAUGAAGCUAAACAUCAAAGUAUUUCAUAAUAAAAACUAAAAGUUCUCAAAACAACCAAUAAAAUUGGCGCUUUAAAAUGGAUCCAGAAUUAUUCAUUUAGGCAAAGCUAAGUGGGCUAAACUACUGAAAGUUAGCUAAAAAGCUAAGCUAAGGAUUCUUAGCGGUUCUUAGCGAGUUAGCGGACGUUAGCAUUUGAGAAAAUGUAUAAUACCGGUUAUUGGCUAAACUAAUUCAAUAUCAACCAAAAUUUAUGAACAAAAACAUCAGUUUCUCUUCUGAAAGAUAUAUUAUUUUAAAAUUACAAUAGCUAUUGUUUAUAAUUAUCAUUAAAGAAUAAUUGUACUAAAUAAAUAAUAUAUUAGUAACUAUAAUUCAAAUGUGCAAAAAGUCUGUAAAAUUGCCGUCGAGCAGAAUAAAAGCAUCUCUGGAAAAAAAACUGAGUUAUCUUAGCGAUCAUACAAACAAAAGGGAGUUAGCUUUUGUUUGUAUGUAGAGUUUUUUUAUGUAGUUUUUUCUUUUAGGUCUAUUAAUUAGUUGCUGGGCAGAAAUCAGAGCAGAGGGAUCCGAACUCUGGACCGUCAGCUUCUGAUCGACAUGAUUUUUAUGAUUUCUAUAUAUAAUAUGAUUAUAUUGUGUGAUAUUUGAAGCCAUCAGCCGCAGAGAAACUCCAGUCGCUGGUUUAUUAGUUCAAUUGGCUGUGAAAUAUUUAACCGGAUCAUGUUGAUGUUUGCUAACUGUGGCGGUGAAACCUUCCAAGUUUGUCAUAGAUUCAGACUGAACCACGGAGCAGCGGGACAGUAGGACAGAAACAGUCUCAGAUAAGCUACACAGCUCGAUAAUUACCUCUCAUCACUACGCAAUACGGCUGCUGCUCACUCAGCACCACCACCGGGGGGCGCUCUGGUCCGACAGACUUCAGAUCGAUUUUAUAAACAGGUCUUUGUUUCUCUAUCAUUACUGUUCACCUCUGUACUUCUGACAGUUUAUUAUUUAGAGGAGGAAAUGAUCAGAAAUCUAUCAAUUAAUGACGCAUUAAAUCUUCUGCACUCAACCUAAAAUAUCACUGACUGUGUAAGUUAAUUUUACCAUAACAAUUAAUUAAAACGGCUUAUUUAAUAAUACUGUUAUAAAUCAACAAGCUAUCUAUUACGCAUAAGUUGGCCAUAUAUUUAAAGUAGUUUUCUAAAUUGAUCCAUUUUACAAAAUACAACUUAUCUGGGCCUAAAAAAGAAAGAAUUUAGUCCUGAAAAUCCAGUUGGAUUAAAAAAAAAAUCAAAUUUUUAUCACAAAUUGUCUCAAUAAAAGCAAUUAAUGAGUAUUAAACAGCUUAAUUUGAUCAGUAAACUGUAGAAUGAUUUCAAUCCAACAUUAUUCUGUUUCCUGGCCAACUUCUUUAGAACAAGUUAGUGGAAUAAAAAUAUUAAAAAUAACUUAAAAUCAGUUUUGGGGAAUUAUGUAAGAUAUUAAUUGGAGUGUUAAAAGUCUGUGACUCAAAAAAACACUUUACAUUUUGUAUUUUGCUGGUUCAAAGAGCUUCUCUGUUUUGUUGAGCUUCUGUUGCUAAUUUAGCUAACAUAGUUAGCUCGAGCUAAUAUAAUUAGCUGAUGCUAUUUUUGCCUUCAAAAUGUAACUAUUUGUGGAUAUUUCACUUGCAACCAAGAAAAAUGAAACGUAUCAGAAAAAAACCCCAAAAUGAACAAGAAAAACAAACAAGUUUAAAGGAGAGCAAAGAAACUGGAAGCUAGCCGUUACCUCGCUACGUCAGCUAGCCAGCGCUAGGAAAAACAGUGGAAAACGACUCAUUGUUGAACGUUUAUAAGCCCGAUUUUAAAUAGAUUUCAGACAUAACUCCAGUCAAAGCUUGGAAGCAGGAUUAUUGUUUUCAGGUGAAGCUCAGCCAACCUGAGUGAUUUUUUAGCUGAUGCUAAUUAAACGUGGUUUUAUCCACAGUGCAUUAGACGUACUGCGUCAUUAACGGCUGAAGAUCUGAGAGUAAAACGAAUAGACAGAGCUCUACCAGGUCAGACCAGAUGGAUGUAAAAACCCGGACGUUUUAAACCUCCAGACGUUGCAUGUCAGAGCAACUGGCAACCAAAGGACAGCGGCCAUUUUGGUUCUCCGAAACACCCAAACUUCCGCACUUAACGGCAACUAAGAGUCGUGGUAGAAAAAGUUUUUUUAAAAACAGAACAAUAACAAAUCUACAGAUAUUAUCAGACAGAUGUAUUUAAACUACUAAGAUGUUUUUGUUUUUUGCUUCUAAAUGUAAAUGAGUUUAAUCGCUGCGUGUGGGAGGUAGCACAUGGAUCCGCUGUUACUGUUUUCUACAGAACUGUGAAUCUGAUUCUCAGUGGACAGUAAAAAACGUUUUUUAUGCAAGUGAAGCCAGCGGCUCCGUCCUCACACUGAGCGACUCGAGAUUUUCCUCUCGGAUCUCACAACCAGAGCCGCCGCCGCCACGCUCACAUUCAGGCCUAACCAGGAUCUAUCAGGUAUAAAGACUUCCUACUUUAGUCUCUCAAAUGGACGUUUUCUGUUGGUGUUUUCCCUUUGUAGCAGAGCAUUAACGGUUAAACCUCAGUGCAGUUUGCACACCGCAGAAAUAAAAUAUUCAUGUACACAAUAGCAGCAGGUAAAAAAUAUCAAAUAGUACUUUUGUGAGGAACAACUGGAUUACAGAAAAUACAAAAACAGGGCUGGGCAAUAUGAGCAAAUAUACUGAAACCACAGGACCUCUGGAGGUGUACUGCAGCCACAGUUAAUACAGACUUUAAUGGAAAUUUAGUGAUUUUAAUAGAUUUCGACUUUGUGUUUUUUACAAAUGAAGACACUUUAUUGUGUAAUAUUGCUACCAUUACAAUUUCAGUGACCAGUUGGAGCUGGAUGUGUCAUUUAAAAGAGAUUUUGUAAAUGAAACUGAGCAUUUUUAUACAUUAAAUCCAACAGUUCAUUCAUCUUUAUGAUGUGCAUCAAAGAAAGUGCUUCUAAUCUCUGUAAAAAAGCACAAUCUGAUUAACUGCUUCUGGUUUUUACUUUUCCUUUCCUCCAAGCAUCAUAAAAAACAAACAUGAAUCUAAUCUGGUCACAUUUGGAGGAAACUUCAUAUUCAGAAGCCGCCAAAAUGCUUAUGACUAGCUAACAUUAUUGUCCAAAAUUAGACUUAAGCAAAGUGAAAUUUACCAAAAUUCUAUUUCAAAGGUGUUUUGUUCCUUUGUAAAAUUUGAAAAUAUGGCAACAAUUAGCAUAACGUAUUAAGGUAACUGCAAAUCUAAAAGCUUCAGAUUUUUAAUACUUUGAAGCCAAUUCAAGCCAAUCAGUGAGCCAGUCUAAUUUCUGAUUAGUGGUAAAACCUUUCUAGAUAUUUGUUCAAGGCAAAGCAGAUGAUAGUAAUAAGAAAUCUAAAAUAUAUAUAUAUAUAUACAUUUGCCUUGGUAAGUUUUAGACUCUUAUAGUUACCUUUUUGUGUAAAAUAUAGAUUUUAAAUAUACAAUUACCUUGCUUUAAAAAAAGAAACAAAUGCAGAUGCUAUAAGACAAACCAGAACCGGCCUGAACCGGUCAGAACCGGUUCCGACCGGCUGCUGAUUUUCAUGUUGUAUUCUUAGACUGAUCUCAUGAUUUAAAACUUGAAACUGCAACACAAAUGGAUUAUUAAAUUAUAUAUACAUAUGUAAAAAAUAAAGAUGUACAAAUAUUUAUUAAUCAUAACUAGUUAUUAAAACUAUGAAAAGAAAAAGGAAUAAAAUAAUGCUACAGUAAGUUCAAGCCUUUCUUUGUAAGAUUUAGUUUUUUUUGUAAUAUUUUCAAUCCUUCAAUUAAACCCUCCCGUGUUAUAAGUAUCAUUAAUAUAAUAUCCCUGUAACCAAAUACCUCAUUUACUUGUCAUCCAAAUGGUUGAGAUGCUAACCCAUUGUUAGCUUGUUAGCUUCUAGCGAACUAAAGAUGAUGGAUGUGAAGACUUUAAAUUUGGAGAAAUGUUUAUUUAAAGCUUUAUUAGUUGUUGAUUUCCUGUAAAAUGAAGUUGUAUUAAUUGUGGCUCAGACAUCUUGUGUUUUUAAAUUAUAUUUUAAAAUACCAUAUAUAGAAAGUAAAUGUUGCCCAGCGAGCAACACAAAGACGUUAAUCCAGUUUGACUUCCUGAAACUUCAGGAACAAACGUUUAAGUUUAGGAUUUGUUUUCACAUAAAGUCUUGACUUAUUUUAAAGGUGCAGUUUUAAAAAAUGCCACGAUAAGCCUUUUAAUUUUUCCGUUUUAGUUGUUUUUGGUUUGGCUGAGGUCUCUUCAUUUAUCCACACGUCGUUUUAAGCCAGUUAGUCGGAAGCGAACCAGAUUGGUUCUGGUUCUGUUAAAGGAAUCCGGAGGGAAAAGUCGGAUCCACGUUUUCGUUUUUUGCUGUGAAUUUUUUUCUUCUCUUCAUUUUUAUCAUUUCCUACCAAAAUAAAUCCCAAACAAACGACUGGUAAAUUUUAAUGAGUCAUUGCGAAGUGACGAUCUUCCUGCCUCCGAUCUUCGUAAAAUCCGACGUUUCCCUCUGAGUUUUGUUUUUUACUCUCUAAAUAUUUUCAUAUUCAAACUGUGAAAAACAGCCAAACCUCAUCAGCCACAUCAUCACCCGGACUCCAUCUUGUUUUUUUUUGGUAACUCUGCUUUUCUACAACAUGCCAAACUUUGUUUUCUUGUUUCUUUAGCUCAAGUCUGAAACUACUUGCUUUUUAAUAUUUUUUACUGUGUGAAUUUAAUGUUUAGUAUAAAUAAUAUACAGUAACUUUGACCACAAUAUGCCUAAUUAUAAAUCAAAUCAUUUAAACAUAAUCACUUAAUGAGAUUACUCCUUACUGUUGAUUCCUCAAAGUAUAUCCUAAUAUAUUGAAGCAGAAAAUGAAAUUUAGUGAAUGAACUUUUAAUAUUGUACUUUUUGUUUGUUUUUAAGGAGGUACCUGACGAGCUCUUAAUAGAUGAACCUGAAAGGUUUUAUGUGAAGCUCUUAUGUUGCAUGUGUCUAUUGCUAAAUCAUGUUGGAAAUAGGGGUGGGAGGGGGGUUGUGUGUGAAGGCCAAAGGUCGAUUAGUUUAAGUAAAAAAAAAAAAAUGUGAAGAAGCUUCUUUCACGAUGACCACUAGAUCACUCACAGGUUGUUUCUCCUCCAGAGGAAAUAAAGCACUUUAAGUGUAAAGCUG
Molecule: messenger RNA, 8324 nt
Organism: Poeciliopsis prolifica (blackstripe livebearer)
Lineage: Eukaryota; Metazoa; Chordata; Actinopteri; Cyprinodontiformes; Poeciliidae
Gene: zbtb37
Product: zinc finger and BTB domain containing 37
Exons: 4
Coding region: 374-1939 (521 amino acids)
Biological process (GO): regulation of transcription by RNA polymerase II
Molecular function (GO): protein binding; DNA-binding transcription factor activity, RNA polymerase II-specific; RNA polymerase II cis-regulatory region sequence-specific DNA binding
Source: RefSeq, a predicted model, not a curated record